This is a messenger RNA of Callorhinus ursinus (northern fur seal), 4706 nucleotides long. It is a transcript of the gene RHOBTB3, whose product is annotated as Rho related BTB domain containing 3. The record is from RefSeq and is a predicted model, not a curated record. NCBI's taxonomy places the organism in Eukaryota, Metazoa, Chordata, Mammalia, Carnivora, Otariidae. Gene Ontology annotation, molecular function: GTP binding; GTPase activity; protein binding.
GGGAUGAGCUGAUUGCGGGUAAAUACGCCGCCGCCUGGCCCCGAGAGGCCGCGAGGAGCCGCUUUUCUCCGAGUCGCCGCCCUGCCCUUGGAUUUGAGAUCAUGUCCAUUCACAUCGUGGCGCUGGGGAACGAGGGGGACGCAUUUCACCAGGACAAUCGGCCGUCGGGGCUCAUCCGCACUUACCUGGGGAGAAGCCCGCUGGUCUCGGGGGACGAAAGCAGCUUGUUGCUGAAUGCGACCAGUACGGUCGCACGGCCGGUGUUCACCGAGUAUCAGGCCAGCGCGUUUGGCAAUGUCAAGCUGGUGGUCCACGACUGUCCCGUCUGGGACAUUUUUGACAGUGAUUGGUAUACCUCUAGAAACCUAAUCGGGAGUGCCGACAUCAUUGUCAUCAAAUACAACGUAAAUGACAAGUUCUCAUUCCACGAAGUAAAGGAUAAUUAUAUUCCGGUGAUAAAAAGGGCAUUAAAUUCAGUUCCAGUAAUCAUUGCUGCUGUUGGUACCAGACAAAAUGAAGAAUUACCUUGUACAUGCCCGCUAUGUACCUCAGACAGAGGGAGCUGUGUCAGUACAACUGAAGGGAUCCAACUCGCAAAAGAGCUGGGAGCUACCUAUCUUGAACUACACAGCCUUGAUGACUUCUACAUAGGAAAAUAUUUUGGAGGAGUGUUGGAGUAUUUUAUGAUUCAAGCCUUAAAUCAGAAGACAAGUGAAAAAAUGAAGAAAAGGAAAAUGAGCAACUCAUUUCAUGGAAUUAGACCACCUCAGCUUGAACAACCAGAAAAAAUGCCUGUCUUAAAGGCUGAAGCAUCGCAUUAUAACUCUGAUUUGAAUAAUUUGUUGUUCUGCUGCCAGUGUGUGGAUGUGGUAUUUUACAACCCAGAUUUGAAGGAAGUUGCCGAGGCCCACAAGAUUGUCCUGUGUGCCGUAAGCCACGUUUUCAUGCUACUUUUCAAUGUGAAGAGUCCCGCUGACAUUCAGGAUUCCAGUAUCAUCCGAACUACCCAAGACCUCUUCACUAUCAGCAGAGACACUGCAUUUCCCGGUGCUCGCCAGGAUACUCCAGGCAACCCGCCCUUACGCGUCGUCGUCAAAGAUGCCCUCUUCUGCUCUUGUUUGCCGGACAUUCUGCGCUUCAUUUAUUCAGGUGCUUUUCAAUGGGAAGAAUUGGAAGAAGACAUCAGGAAGAAAGUGAAAGAUUCUGGGGAUGUUUCAAGUGUAAUUGAGAAAGUUAAAUGUAUUUUGAAAACACCAGGAAAGAUUAAUUGUCUAAGGAAUUGCAAAACUUAUCAAGCCAGAAAACCUCUGUGGUUUUAUAACACUUCCCUCAAGUUUUUCCUUAAUAAACCAAUGCUUGCUGACGUUGUCUUCGAAAUACAAGGUACAACGGUGCCAGCCCACAGGGCCAUCCUGGUGGCCCGUUGUGAAGUGAUGGCAGCCAUGUUUAAUGGGAAUUACAUGGAAGCAAAGAGUGUUCUGAUUCCAGUUUAUGGUGUUUCCAAAGAGACUUUCUUGUCAUUCUUAGAAUACCUAUACACAGACUCCUGUUGCCCAGCUGGCAUUUUCCAGGCUAUGUGUCUUCUGAUCUGUGCUGAGAUGUAUCAGGUGUCCAGACUGCAGCACAUCUGUGAGCUUUUCAUCAUCACGCAGCUGCAGAGCAUGCCAAGCAGGGAGUUGGCAUCUAUGAACCUGGAUAUAGUUGACCUGCUCAAAAAAGCCAAGUUUCACCACUCCGAUUGCCUUUCAACCUGGCUACUUCAUUUCAUUGCCACUAACUACCUCAUCUUCAGCCAAAAGCCUGAAUUUCAGGAUCUUUCAGUGGAAGAACGCAGUUUUGUUGAAAAGCACAGAUGGCCAUCGAAUAUGUACUUGAAGCAGCUUGCGGAAUACAGGAAGUAUAUUCACUCCCGGAAGUGUCGUUGCUUAGUAAUGUAACCCAGAGCUUUUAUAUGCAUAUGCUUUUUAUUAUUAUUAUGAAGAAGAAUGGGGUGCCUCUGUGUUCCAGUAAAAUUCUGUGACUGAAAACCAAUAUGGGCGUUUAAAAAACUACCAUACAGCUUAGAGUGUUUGUUAGUUCUCUGAAAAAAAACUACUAUUGUGAUUUUAAAAGGGAACAAAAUAUACCAUAGGCUAAAACCAAGGCUUCACCAUCCUAGUAUGUAAAGCUGUCAUACAGCUUCUUUUCCCCUUUAAGAUGCCCUAUUGCUUUAGUGAUACUAAUACGCCUCCCAGUUAAGUAAUGUUUAAGUUAAAAAAAAAAAUCAUGUAGUAUCAAUUAAAAAUUUUCAUUAUGUCUGAUUAAUUGCUCUCUUAAAGUAAGGGCGUUUUAAAGACCCAGUAUGACUAUUUCAAUAAUGAAAAAAUCUAGGGUAAAGCUGAUCAAUCUGAAAUUUUAGCAAUAGAUAUUUGCGUGGGAUUUCGAGAGUGAAACGGCGCUUGGUUUCAAAUCAGUGACAGUGUUUGAACCAUCGUGAAAAAACUUUGUUUUUUAUGUGGACAACCCAACUGAGCCACUUUGUCUUUUCUGUGGGAUGCUGAUUGGGCAGGAAACCUAAACAGGGCUGGCUUCACAGCCGUGGCACCUCUUGUCACCACACAGGGCCCCGUGCUUGGUGUGAUGCUCUGCUGUUACCAUCUUGAAAUUCUUAAUAAUGUUUAAAGAAAGGCCCUGCAUUUUCACUUUGUACUGGGCCCCCCAAAUUAUGUGUGUCUCCUAGCAGGAUAUGUACUGUAUUUUCUUGCUUAAACAUCAUUCUCUCUGAAAGCAAAAAAGAGGCACUGACAUGGAGGGAAGAGAUCACGUGGGGUUUCCCAUUCUUGGGGACGUCUGUACCACGGCGUGUGGGGGGAGCUCUGCUGCCACCUUGGCGGGCAAGGGAGAUACGCCUUGUGUUUACUCAGCUUUAAAACGCUCACAGCCCUGGCUCUGUCACAGUUGAACAAAUGCUUUCUUGCUCAUUUUAAGACCGGGAUGUUGGUAAAAGCUACUGACUGGUGUGAAUUUAAAACACAUUUAUAAAAAUACUCGUAGGAAGAGAUCCUUUCUAGAGAAAUUGCAAUCAGUGGCUUAAGAGUUUUUUGUUUCAUGUACUUACUAAGCUUAGGAGACCAGCGGCUUGAAUUGUUUGAAUUCUUUCUGAGGACCAUAAUGUUAUUUAAUGAAGAGUAGCAUGAAUCUUGUCCUUCAAGAUAACCCAGUAAAUUAAGAGAAAGGUUAAAGACUCAGUACAUAGAAAAUGGUACUAGCAUGGAAUUAUAGUUUCUCUUGUAUCACGUGUCAACAGAAAUAACUAGAAGUUCACAAGCCGAGAGAUGGAAAACCAGAUUACUCUUUAUCAAUAACAUCAUUUUCAUCUAUAAUUCAGUAUUGGGAUAUAUUUUAAUUUCUAAUGACUUUUAAGGACACCAAGUUUUUUCAGUUAUUCAAAAGUUUGAUUAAACAGUUUUAUACCACGGUAUUAGACAUAAUACUAUACGGUUAGUCCUUGGAUGUAUAUAAACACUGUUAGAGUAAAACAGUAAAAAUGCCCUAUAUAUAUCUUCCAAGAAACUUGAUUUUAAUUAGAUUAUUUCGAUGAAGAUUACUGGAAUGCAUUUUAUGUUUUUUGUACUUUAAUCACUUAACUCUUGGCAAAUCCCAUUUGAUAAGGAUAAGCAUUGUAAAGAAUAAAUACUAUAGUAGAUCUCUAGAAAUUCAUCACAUAUAAGAUCUUUUAAAACACAGUAAUAGCCUUAUGUUCUUCCUAAGGUAGUCUUUCCCCUAUGUGAAUUAUAGCACUUAAAAUUCGAAAUCAGUAACUUUUGAUCUAGGAAAUUGAAAAAAACAUUAAGUUCUAAAGCAAAAUAUUUCCUUGAAAAUACUAUUUCACAUUUACAUAGACCAUAGAUACUUUUGAGGUUGUUUGACCUGAGUGGAAGUUGAGUUUGGAAGCUGGUGCUCUGUGGGUGUUGAGCAUGUAGAUUUUAUUACGAAAGUCAUUUACCACCUGUGUGAGUAACUAAAGCACACAGAUGUUGUGGCUCUUCAGACCUAGUCAAAACAGUAAUCAAAUUAGUUUUUAAACCUAGACUCUUCGGUACCUUUGAAUUAACUCAAUUUAAAAUAACAAGAAAUUUAAAAAUACUUAUAAACUAUCUUGGAGAAAUGAGUGCUCUCUUUGAGUUUUUUUUUUUUAAUUGAAAGAUUAUUUCUGGAUGAAUGUAUGCUUUGAGUUCAUCUCUGCUUCAAUAUAUUUACCAAUCAUUUUAAUUAGAGAAGAUACUGUGUGAUAGAACUAAGGCCUUUUCUUUCUGGGCCAGGUUUUCACCUUAUAUAACCCUUUGUAUACUUCUUACUGCUCUUUGUUCCUAUUAUAAGAGAGUAGGCUUAUAAAAUAGAAGUUUCAGUAACAUAACUGAAAUUCACCCUGUCCAGCCGGCAUGGCGGCUUCACAUUGGGCAGUGGCAGAAAACUGAACAGUUGGAUUAAUUGAACUUCCAAGACAGCUAAACUUUUCAACUGCAAUUUUAAAAACUACACUACACUGACAUAAUUAGAAAAAAAAUUUCCUCAAGAGUACUUUAUUUUAUUUAAAGCAUCUGUUUAAUUCAAUCUUUAAUAAUUUUACUAAGAAGGGUAUGUGUGUAUUUUAAUAUAGCCUGACCUGAAUUUAUAUGUUUUUAGUUUUAGUAUUUAACAUUUUGUAACAAAUAAACCUUUUUUAA